AUGGCAAAUGCAGACAGUGAGGUCAAAACUUUACUAAAUUUUGUAAAUUUGGCAUCCAGCGACAUCAAGGCGGCCCUAGAUAAGUCCGCUCCGUGCAGGCGCUCCGUGGAUCACCGGAAAUAUCUCCAGAAACAACUGAAGCGCUUCUCUCAAAAAUACUCCAGAGUCCCAAGAUGCCACACACACAGGUCUGCGGAGUAUAGGUGCGCCAAACCGAUGGGGUCUGUCCAUCAGAGUGUGGCAGAAAAGGCCAGCUCUGGUGCGCAGGAUGUGGAUCAACUGGGGAGCUCUGUGGAGCAGGUGCCUAUGAGGAAACGCCAGCUACCGGCCUCAUUUUGGGAGGAACCUAAGUUGACCCCAACCAAGAGGGAGCACUCAUAUUUAGGAAUGAAAAGGAGCCAUGCAGGCACAUCGGAGGGAACUGAGAAUGAAAAGAGGAAACGAAGUUGUGAUGAUGAUGCAAAGACCGCAAUAUCUGCGUGCAGCCGGCGCAGCUCGGCGGAUAAAGAGACGCUGAAACUGGACGUGACCUCUCACCACUGCGUGAGUGUGUGCGGCUGUUGCCCUUUCCAGUACCACGGACACCAGAUCCUUCACAAUCACAUUUUUGUCCCUCAUCCGCCCCUGGGAUUGUGGAGCAAAGCAGCAGGGACUGAGACGGAGAGAUCCGAGCAUCCUUAUGGACAGAAAAUUCACACGCACGUUGUUGUCAAACCCAUACCGACCAAGCCCACCGCUCAGUCACCAAUCUUCAGUGUGUUUGGAUUCAUUUAAUUAACUCUCUAAAUGAACCCAUCACACAAAACGCGUGUAAAUAGGACUAAUGACUUUCAGCGUUUCUCUUUCAGCAUUUUAAAUCGAGAUACUUCCUCCAGCACUUAUUGAAAUGCUUCAUCUAUUUUUGUCUUUUAAAUCUAAAGGACUAAAUUGCACUGAAUAAUUUCAUCAUCUUCACUUUCAUGCCAGUCUUAUGCCUGAAAAUUGACAGUAAGGUAAAAAGGUUUCUACUUUUAGGUGUCUACAGAGGAUGAUUGUUCUUUUUUAAAUAAAAAAAAAGUCAUAGAAUGAAUCCAAACAUCCUGUUUUAGUUUCCUCUUUUAAGUAUGAGAAUCGCCUUUCUUUGUCAAAGUAAUGUUUGAUAGGCACAUUUGAAACAAUGACUUUUAUUUUUAAAUAAAUGAUUCAACUUCCCUUAAAAACU
Haplochromis burtoni (Burton's mouthbrooder) is the source of this 1201-nucleotide messenger RNA. Its product is annotated as protein FAM181A. NCBI's taxonomy places the organism in Eukaryota, Metazoa, Chordata, Actinopteri, Cichliformes, Cichlidae. The transcript has a single exon. The record is from RefSeq and is a predicted model, not a curated record. Bases 1 to 774 code for a protein of 257 amino acids.